AUGUUAGCUUUGUUUUUUGGCUCUUGGGAGAUCGUAGGUGGAGCAAAUUUAAACAUCAACUGCAAACAUGUGGAUACCAUUGUGGACACAGCGAAUAUGGAUGAUGUGGUAACCAUUACGGUCCUUCAAUAUACAGGCGCAUCUUCAAUAAUCAGAACAAAUUUCAGUAGAACCGACAAUGAAGAAGUUUCGUACCCUGGAGAUGCAACACUGCAUGGAAGCACAUACUUUAAAAGUCAUGGAUGUUGA
Messenger RNA from Arabis nemorensis, 249 nucleotides. NCBI's taxonomy places the organism in Eukaryota, Viridiplantae, Streptophyta, Magnoliopsida, Brassicales, Brassicaceae. The record is from the annotation of a GenBank genome assembly.